Messenger RNA from Trichosporon asahii var. asahii CBS 2479, 3411 nucleotides. RefSeq lists its product as uncharacterized. The record is from RefSeq and is a predicted model, not a curated record. The transcript has 13 exons. The coding region runs from base 1 to 3411 and encodes 1136 amino acids. Lineage: Eukaryota; Fungi; Basidiomycota; Tremellomycetes; Trichosporonales; Trichosporonaceae.
AUGUCCUCACUGACCUCCCUCAUCCUCAUCCAUGAUCCAAGUUCCUCACGUUUCCAAGAUCCCGAGAGGCUAGAACCUGUGACCAGAUCCCAUGAUCAGCGACAACGGACGAUUGCUGAGGAGGAAGGGCCGCAGGUGCAAGCUCCUUUCCAAUCACCCGACGGGGCAACUGGGCGUAUGGGCAUGGCAGAUGGGUAUCCACCCAUCCCAUACUGCAGAGACUUAAUCCUUCCUCCACUCCCAGGAGGCGUCAAUGCAUUGGCGCAUGAUGCGCAUGAUAGCUCUAGUGCAAUGACUGACCCGUUCACUGAUCACUUAACACGGGUCAUGAGGAGCCUAGCCGAAUGCUGCUGCGCCACUUGCCGCUUGCAGAGGUCGAAGGCAAUUAGCGAUAGCGAGUCUCGUUGGAUGGCCGCAGAAGCAGUCACCAGAUACACCAGGUCACCAGAUCACCAGCAAGUCACCAGAGAGCAAGGCAUCUGCACUGCUCGUCUCCAUUCUUCCACCGCUCCACGUUCGACCCUUGCCGCAACACUCUCUCCGCGUUCUCAGGUCUCUCCGGUGGUUGCUUCUCUCGCCCAGCUCUCUCCGGCUUCUCCGACCUCUUCAACUCUCCUUCUCUCCAACUUCUCCAGCCUCUCCCCCAAAUCUACCGGCACAGUAAUCCCAGUCUUCCCAGCUCCUUUACUCCCUACAUCUUCUUCACUCCCUCGACCUCCCUUACCUCCGCAGCACUGCCCGUAUCUCGUAUCACCCGCUAUCCUCCCUCUACAUCAUCAUCUCCUACCGUACCACUACCACACCACUGGCCGACUGCAACUGAUCACUGAACUAUCACCAUCCGCAUCGACGACUGAUGCCGCGCACGAACAGCGGUCGAACCGUGUUCCUUCCCAACCCGCCGGGCUGGGCGGGGGCGACAUUACCAUCCCACCCGGCUUCGAAGGUGCCCGAUCUUGGGAUCCCGAGCGAGCGAUUGAUGUUAUAAUGAACAAGGCGGAACAGCGAGAGCGCGAACGGGUAUCGCUCCGGGGCAAAACCGCAGAGGAGAUGAUGGACCAGCUCACUGCGGAAGCUCUUGCGGAGAUGAUUGAUGAGGACGAAAGAUUGUACGAGAUGGCGGUCCAGGAGAAACCGAAAAUCGGGCAGGGUUUCAAGAACGAGGCGAAGCUCAAGCUGGAGAAUGAGGUCAAGCUCGCCGAAAUGCUCCCAGAGUGGGGGAGACUGCCCGACGUUGUGCGCAGCCAGACUCGGCGCAUCUACGCCCACGCUUUGCACCUGACGGAGACUCCGGAAACGAAGAACAGCUUCAUUCAGUUCGUUGAGGAGUACAGGGACCCAAUCGUAGCCAUGCUCAUUACUCGAGCCAAAGUUCGGGGAAUAGUAGCCAUGAAAGAUGACUCUGGCUAUCUUGUCCCCGCUUUCUGGCUCGGCUCGUUCGGCCGGUUGGUUCGCCUAAGGGUGCCAUGCCGGGCUGGUCCCAACGGUGAAGUCGAAGCCGUGUUCGCCUACUUGUAUCACGCACUUGAUUGCAACCCCUUAACAAAGUUUAUUUUUGAGGGAUUGAAGAAAGGAGUAAACCUAACUUAUUACCGGUUGAUGCUGUUCCUGGCCAUGUUGAGUUGGAAGGAGAGCGACGAGUGGCGCGACUCCGACGACCAAUGCGUGUACGCGCUCACGCCCUCCGACAUAGACAAGAAUGUACUCCAGCGUAUUCUGGAAGAAGGAGUAGAGACAGCAUUCUCACCCGAUCUUUUGUGGCUGUAUGCAGGUCUGACUCUCAUGCUUGCGCGUCGUGGCAAGCAGCACCUGUCUGAGAGUGUGAAACCUGUGAACCGUCGUAUGCGGGCAACGCGCGCCUCCUUUCCCAACUUGAGUCGCUGGACUUUGGCACCCGUCUUUGCCUUCGCCGACCCGAUUCCCAUGUUGCCGCUGCAUUUCUUAGAGCACUUCGUGCUCGCAGCUUUCGGGUGCACGGAUCUCACGUCACGCGGGAUCAAUGUGAACCUGUUCGAUUCGUUUACUAGGGAAUGCCUGGUGACUAGCAAGAUGGUCCUGAAGAUUCUCGUGGCUGUCGAGCGCCUUCUGGAGAAGUAUCCCAACUCUGGUUAUUGUUGGCCCAUUGCCGAUGAUAAGGCUGCCUGGGACGCCUUCCUGGAGCCUGCCUACCCGGACGGUAUUCCCUGCACACCCGUUCGCAUGUCCAUCAUCCUCAGCGGCGUGGAACGCUCCCACCUUCACUCCCUCGUGGUCAUUCCCAAAGUCACAGCACUCUGCGAGCGACGUCGCACCGGAAGUUUCUCUCGCGGAGACGACGAUACCAUGAUGAUGAUUCCUACCUCGUUGCAGCAUCUCAGACUGCACAAGACACCAGCGACACCAUCCUUCUCGGACUCGAACCCGGCCAACAUCCUCCAAGAUCUCUGCAAGGCCUUCCACCCACUGCUGAUUGAAGAACUAGCGGAGAAAACGACAUCUCGGGACCGCCCUCGCGACCGCACGAGCCCCCCUACCCUGGAGUAUCUCUCAAGCUCUCUAUGCGGGCACGUUCGGGCCGCCUUGACAAAAUCGUCGGCGGCUCCUAGUGGCCAGGAUAGGCCGAAAAGUCUCGGCGAGUCUGUGGUUACCAUCCCUAACUUUUGGCGUCCCGCCGUGUAUCGAGCCCUCGCAGAGAAGUUUGAGACUUUCCCCCCCAAAACCCAAGAUUCCUCCUACGCGGAUCUACUCCUGGCGUUCAACAACGCCGGCGUUGUCGUUCCAAUGGGCGAGGAGUUAGACAGCCCCUCCAUGAGCAUCCACAUCUGCAUCGACGCCAAGAACGCAUGGCGUAUAAUACAGGAUAUUAUCCGCCUUCACCACUUUCUGCACCCCUCCUCCACGUACUACUCCCGUUCGCGGCGUAGGAAAGAGGAAUUCGUUCCCGUGUCCAAGCUGAGCACAUUCGACUGGACAAGCAUUUUCGACCCGCCCUACCUCAAUUACCUCGAUGCUCUCGACUCCCUCAUCCCUUUCUCGGCUCUUACGUCCGUUCCUAGCAAGCGAAAGUUAGGCCCCAAGCCUAACACCGCGUCGCGCCGUCAAAAGAAGGCCCACACCGCCAGCAAAACCGCCAAGACCCCUAACGCACCGGAUACCGAUGCUAUCUCUGUGGGUGUGUUUGCAGCUGGCCCGAGUGCCGGUGCGGGCAGCCAGCACACCGUUAGCUCGUCUGCCCUCGACCAUGCCACCCUAUCUCGUGGCACGAGCCGCAAGACUCCGUCGACUUCACCACGUACCAGCGACCAGCCCAGCACGACCUAUGACAGCGACUCGUCUGACGUUGUCGUUCUCUCUGGUCCGCCGCAGCCUUCGCCGUCUCGCUCGAGCUCCAGUGGUUAUACGGGUAAGGGAAAGGGGAAGCAGAGGGCGUAG